Babesia bigemina is the source of this 570-nucleotide messenger RNA. RefSeq lists its product as hypothetical. The record is from RefSeq and is a predicted model, not a curated record. The transcript is spliced from 2 exons. Lineage: Eukaryota; Apicomplexa; Aconoidasida; Piroplasmida; Babesiidae. The coding region runs from base 1 to 570 and encodes 189 amino acids.
AUGGUCCUGAGCUUUUUAAAGGUGGUAUAUGACGAUUCAAUUAUAACAACUCGGGGUGGAUUAACAACCACAGACCAAUACUUUGAAGGGAGACCUGGAUAUCAAAUUCUGGCGAUUAAAUCGAACAAUGGCGCUAUCUUAAUAUCUAAGGAUCCCGUCCAGAAGCAGAACCUGUCUAUGGCAUUCGUUUGCGGCAAACGACUCGAACAAUCUGACUUGUCCGUCGUCACAGCCCUACUCUACGACUAUAACGGACAACAACAAAUUGGUUGCAAUAUAGACAUUCAGACCACUAAAGAAGCGGCGUUCUAUUGCCCAGCUCCUUACGUCCGGGACCCACCCAACUGCUUCGACCAGGUCUCCGUGAACGGUGAAUUGAAGGACUUGAGUGGCAUCAGUCAGUCCUUGGUAGCAUCGCACAGUAAUCACUUUGUCACACUGAAGUUCGAGAGCAAACGCGUAGGGUUGGGAGAAAAACGGCGUCAAACCCCGCCACUUGAAUGUCGCUGCGUAACUAUCAAGGGUGUAGUCCUGUCUACCAUACAGAUCGAGAACUACUACGCCAAGUAA